AUGAGUAAAUCAAUACCAGGAUCCACCGCCGUCCUGGUAUCAGUCUGGUCACAUGGUGGCAAAUCUCCCUCUGAUCCACGAGGGCGGCGAGUACCUGUGGUGGUGACGACUUGGGCAGACUUUGGCCAAGCUGACCUCAGGACUCCAGGAAACCACAAUGGUUACACCAACAAGAAUCCGAAGAAAACAGAAAUUAUGCUUGGGCCCACACAACCAAUGAAGAUUGACCAUCCAAGCGUCCAAGAUUUCAUCAGUGAGCUUGAGGAACUUGAUGUCUACUUCGUGUCUGGAUUUUUAUGGUCUAAAGAGCGCUCGAGGAAAACUGCUGCGUAUGAAGUUAUUCAUCGCCGCAAUGAUCUUGAGCGAGGAGCAAAACUCGAAAGCCCGAAAAUGGUUAUAAAAGCUGUUGUCUUUGACAUGGGAGGCGUUUUAAUCCCCACUCCUACAAAUUUCAUUGAAGAUUUGGAGCAGAAGAACGGAUUUGCACCGGGAUCACUUCUCUCUACACUUCAUAAAGCGAUGCUUUCUGAACAUUUUAAGGCUCUUGAAAAGGGCGAAAUCACAGCCGAAGACUUCGAUCCACUAUUCACUGAUUUGUACAACAAAGAAGUAUGGCGAUUAGACUAA
Angiostrongylus costaricensis is the source of this 627-nucleotide messenger RNA. The record is from the annotation of a GenBank genome assembly. NCBI's taxonomy places the organism in Eukaryota, Metazoa, Nematoda, Chromadorea, Rhabditida, Metastrongylidae.